CAAGGAUCUGGACGAUCCACAGGUAGGCGGGCGUGAUUCAAAUUCUUAAACCCUCAAAAACCUAAAAUUUUGGGCGUCGCCUAGGCUCCCUUCCCGUCUUGUUUCAUCCUCCAUUUCACUUUUCAUCCUCCCCCCACUUUGAAUUCGGGAACGCAUAAAUUUCUCUCCUAAAUUUCUCGAUAAACCCUAGAAAUGCUCCAACAACACACAAUCAGUUCUAUCGAUUGGAAGCCGUCGCCGGUAAUAGCCCUAGCCACCAGCGCGGACGACUCUCAGGUCGCCGCCGCUCGUGAAGAUGGCUCUCUCGAGAUUUGGCUCGUAUCUCCUGGCUCCGUCGGCUGGCACUGCCAAUUGACGAUUCAUGGUGAUCCGAAUUCGAGAAUUUCGUCACUUGUUUGGUGCCGUACGAGUUCCAAGGGUUCUACGUCUGGGAGACUGUUUUCGUCUUGUAUCGAUGGGUCGGUGUCGGAGUGGGAUCUUUAUCAAUUGAAUCAAAAGACUGUGCUAGAAUCAGUAGGAGUAUCGAUAUGGCAGAUGGCAGUGGAGCCGCUAAGGAGCGGUAGGGGAUAUAUCGAACACGAAGCACAUAGCAAUGGAAAUGGGGUUGUGAUAGAUAAUAUUAGUGAGCACAGUGAAAGUAGCGAUGAUGAUGAUGCGGUUGAGCUUAAUGAACUUCCAUUAGUGGAGAAUCGUCGGUUAGCUCUUGCUUGUGAUGAUGGUUGUGUGAGAUUGUAUACCAUCCCUGAUACAAAUGAGUUGACAUACCAUAAAUCCUUGCCUAGGGUCAGCGGCCGAGCUCUUAGUGUGACUUGGAGUGCUGAUGGGAAUUUCAUCUAUUCAGGAAGUAGUGAUGGGUAUAUUAGAUGCUGGGAUGCAAAACGCGUGCAGGAAAUAUAUAGGAUAACCGUUGGUCUUGGAGGUUUGGGAACAGGGUCAGAACUUUGUGUGUGGUCACUACUUGCACUAAGGUGUGGGGUUCUUGUGAGUGCUGAUAGUACUGGCAGUGUUCAGUUCUGGGAUAUUAAGCAUGGAACAUUGUUGCAGGCUCAUUCCCUUCACAAAGGCGAUUCGUACGCUUUGGCUGCUGCCCCUUCGCACGAUAGGGUGUUUUCUGCCGGUUCUGAUGGCAAGGUGAUUUUAUAUGAGCUCUCUGAUGAUUCUCUUGGCUCUAGUCAAAGUAGCAAAGUAUCAUCUGAAGUCAGGAAGAGUUGGGUUUAUGUUGAUAGCAGAAGCGCUCAUACGCAUGAUGUUAGGGCUCUGACGGUGGCUGUGCCUAUUAGCCAGCAAGAUAUGCUCCCGGAUGGAAAGGUUAAAAGAGUUCGCACAAAAGAUAAACCUGUCGACUUCAGCUAUCACAAGUGGGCCAAUUUGGGGGUUCCAAUGCUUUUAUCAGCUGGAGAUGACACUCGAAUGUUUGCAUACUCUGCCAAUGAGUUUACAAAGUUCUCUCCUCAUGAUGUCUGCCCUGCUCCUCAAAGAGUGCCUGUGCAUUUGGUCCAGAACUCUGUUUUUAACAAGAUGCCUUUGCUUCUAGUUCAAGCCUCUAAUGGAGUUGAUAUCCUGUCUCUUAAGUUGGGUAAUGGCACUGGCCCUGAUAAGGCUCAAGGUGGAAAGGCAGCAACUAAUUUAUUGGCUCGUGUCAAUAGCAAGGGAUCUGGAAAGAUUACAUGUAGUGCUAUAUCUCCUUCUGGGUCACAAUUUUGUUUUUCUAAUCAUGUCAAACCUAGAUUGUUUAUAUUAAGGAAAGGCGAAGGUUGCAAAAGUGCAUGGGUUAUUGGUAAAAGACAACUUCCUGGCAAACUGCCUUAUGCUCAUGCCAUGGUUUUUACUUCAGAUUCGUCCCGUUUAAUUGUUGCAGGAAGUGAUAGAAGAAUAUACGUUGUAGACCUUGGAUCUACAGAAAUGUUGCACGUUUUCACACCUUACCGUAAGACCCAAGACGAGUAUUCUCCACCGAGUGAGCCUCCUAUAACAAAAUUGUUCACGAGUUCUGAUGGACAAUGGUUGGCUGCUGUUAAUUGCUUUGGAGAUAUAUAUGUCUUCAAUAUGGAGUUGCAGAGGCAACAUUGGUUUAUAUCAAGAUUAGAUGGUGCUUCUGUUACUGCUGGUGGAUUCUCUCCCCAGAGUAAUAAUGUGCUUGUCAUUACAACAUCAUCAAACCAAGUAUAUGCAUUUGAUGUGGAGGCCAAACAACUGGGUGAAUGGUCAAGAAAAAACUCUCUCGCUUUGCCUCAGAGGUUCCAGGAAUUUCCUGGCGAGGUUAUUGGCAUCUCAUUCCCACCAUCUGCGAGUUUAUCUUCUAUUAUAGUCUAUAGCUCAAGGGCUAUGUGCUUGAUUGACUUUGGAAAGCCUGUUGAACGAGAUGAUAGUAAUGACUUUGUCACUACUGACAUGCUUAACGGUUUGGAGUCGGUAUCAAAGAAGCUGUUAAACUCAAAUGGAAAGCUGAAGCGCAAAUUGCAACAGCCUGAUAUGUACAUGAAGCUGUAUGGUAGAAAGAAUUUUGAAUUCGUCCAGUUCAAACACCCUGUUUUAUUUGUUGGUCAUGUUUCCAAAAGUUCUGUUAUAGUCGUAGAAAAACCAUGGUUGGAGGUGGUUAAGAGUUUCAAUAGCCAACCCAUUCACAGACAUAUAUACGGUACUUGAGCUUUACUACCCAAACAGGUGUGGGUAUGCAGAGUUCCUCAGUGAUAAGUUUUUUUUGUCGUUUGCCAGGAGAAGGCCCAAGUUGGGGCGAUCAAUUUUGGUGUUGCAGUAAUCACUUCUGUGCCUUUUGGCGAUGAAGUGUGUUGUGUAUCAUUUUCACUAAUAUUUCAAUCUAAUGAGCUAAUUCAUUUCAUCUGUUAGUUUCAUUUCCAAGUUAGCAAGGGGUGUGAUUUUCAUAUGAGACUUUCUCCAGGCCGCAGUAAGUGCAUCUGUAAAUAGGGUUACAAGAACAAAAGAGGAUACUUUUUUUUUAUUGUAACAAUAUUUAUUCCAACUUUUUCCUUGA
This is a messenger RNA of Spinacia oleracea (spinach), 2992 nucleotides long. RefSeq names its product WD repeat-containing protein PCN. The record is from RefSeq and is a predicted model, not a curated record. Bases 193 to 2646 code for a protein of 817 amino acids. Gene Ontology annotation, molecular function: protein binding. NCBI's taxonomy places the organism in Eukaryota, Viridiplantae, Streptophyta, Magnoliopsida, Caryophyllales, Amaranthaceae. Gene Ontology annotation, biological process: meristem growth; meristem maintenance. The transcript is spliced from 11 exons.